Molecule: messenger RNA, 10286 nt
Organism: Sardina pilchardus (European sardine)
Lineage: Eukaryota; Metazoa; Chordata; Actinopteri; Clupeiformes; Clupeidae
Gene: col12a1a
Product: collagen, type XII, alpha 1a
Exons: 67
Coding region: 167-9520 (3117 amino acids)
Biological process (GO): endodermal cell differentiation
Molecular function (GO): protein binding
Source: RefSeq, a predicted model, not a curated record
UUCCAUCUGCAGACUGAGCUUCAAGCAGUCAACUAGAGAAGUCGUCUCUCAGCACCCAGUAGGAGCUUCACCGGUUUUCUGAGGGGGGCAUCUCCGCAAACGCAUAGUCCUUAUACUUUCCCAACCUAUCAGAUUUAUUCAUGUUCUGCUGACCUCCUGCUUGAAAAUGAAGACAAGACUAUUGGUGGCUACAGCCACCCUCCUUGCAUUGCUCUUGAAUUCAGUAGAUGCACAAGUGGAGCCUCCCUCAGACUUGAAAUUUAAAAUCCUAAAUGAAAACACAGUAGAAAUGACCUGGAGGCGUCCUUCAGCACGGAUUCAUGGGUUCAAGAUUCAAGUCAUUUCAGACACAGAUGAACCAUCCAAAGAUUUCAGUCUUCCAGCCUCAGCCUCAACUAUGUCCAUAACUGACCUUACACCAGACUUAGACUACUCAGUGUCUAUACACUCUUAUCUUGGGUCAGAGGAGAGUAUACCCAUUUUUGGCCAACUGACAAUUCAAUCGAGCAACACAAGUGGAAUUCCAAAGAGGCCGUCUGAUGCAGUUAAGUGCUCGGUCAGUGCCAUUGCGGAUCUGGUCUUCCUUGUGGACGGCUCAUGGAGUGUUGGGCGCGAUAACUUUAAGCAUAUCCGCAGCUUUAUUGGUGCCAUGGCUGGAGCGUUUGACAUUGGAGAGGAUAAGACCAGGGUGGGAAUUGUGCAAUACAGUACCGACACUCGCACUGAGUUCAACCUGAACAAGCACAUCAGGCGUGGAGACCUUCUGCGAGCCAUCAAAAAUUUGCCAUACAAAGGAGGCAACACAAUGACAGGUGAUGCAUUGGAUUAUUUGGUGAAAAAUAGUUUCACUGCGGCAGCUGGAUCAAGAAAAGAUUUCCCCAAAGUAGCCAUGGUCAUCACAGAUGGGAAAUCCCAGGACCCAGUGGAGGAGUACGCAAAGAGACUGAGAAAUAUUGGAGUGGAGAUCUUUGUCUUGGGUAUCAAGGGAGCCGACGAGGAUGAGCUGAGAGAAAUGGCUUCCGCUCCUCAUAGCAAACAUGUCUACAAUGUCCCCAACUUUGACGUAAUCAAAGAUGUCCAGCGCCAGCUUAUCAAUGAAGUCUGCGCAGGAGUUGAGGACCAGCUAAGUUCACUUGUGAAUAGGGAGGAACUUGUUGAACCGGCCUCAAACUUGGAGGUCACGGAGAUCUCCUCCAAGUCAAUGCGGGUGACAUGGGACCCAUCCCCUGGUGACAUCACAGGGUACAAACUCCAGCUGAUCCCCAUGAUCACAGGCAACAAGAGGCAAGAGCUCUACACGGGGCCCACAUACACGUCCGUCAACGUCCGGGACCUGUCACCUGAGACCGAGUACGAGAUCAGCCUGUUUGCUCUGAAGGGCUUGAGCCCCAGUGAGCCUGUCAACGCUAUGGAGAAGACCCAGCCUGUCAAAGUCUCUAUGGAUUGUUCUCUUGGAGUGGACGUGCAGGCAGAUUUGGUCCUUCUGGUGGACGGAUCUUACAGCAUAGGGCUGGCUAACUUUGCCAAAGUCAGAGCUUUCCUCGAAGUGCUGGUCAACUCGUUUGACAUCGGCCCCAACAAGGUGCAGAUCAGCCUGGUCCAGUACAGCAGGGACCCCCACACUGAGUUCACCCUCAGCAAGCACCAUGAUAUCGCCUCUAUGGUGAAGGCUGUGAAGACCUUCCCUUACCGGGGUGGCUCCACCAACACUGGCAAGGCCAUGACCUACGUGCGGGAGAAGAUCUUUUUGCCCGUCAAGGGGGCUCGUGACAACGUCCCCAGGGUCAUGGUCCUCAUCACCGACGGCAAGUCCUCUGACUCCUUCAAAAUCCCGGCCACCAACCUGCGCAAUGCGGACGUGGAGAUUUUCGCCGUGGGCGUGAAAGACGCUGUACGUUCUGAGCUGGAGGCCAUUGCCAACCACCCAACCGAUACGCACGUCUACGAGGUGGACAGCUUUGAUGCAUUCGAGAGGAUUUCAAAGGAGCUCACUCAGUCCAUCUGCCUCAGGAUUGAGCAGGAGCUGCUAAACAUCAAGAGGAAAAGCCUUGUGCCUCCAAGAGACCUUGGGUUUUCUGAGAUCACCUCAAGGAGCUUCCGUGCCACCUGGGUCUCCGACACCACAGACGUACAGUCCUUCCUUGUGCGCUUCCGACCUGCCGCGGAUACCGCCGGUGACUACAUCUCCUUGGUGGUGCCAGGGGACACCACCACCGCCGUCCUGCCACACCUCAUUCCUCUGACCACCUACGAGGUCAUCGUCAUUGCCCAGUAUGACAAGGGAGACAGCUUUCCUCUAGCAGGCGAGGAAACUACACUAGAAGAACAAGGGACCGUUCGAGACCUCAGGGUGUCAGAGGAGACGAUUAGUACCUUCCGGGUGUCAUGGCAAGCGGCGCCUGGAUCAGUGCUGAGGUAUCGGCUCUUCUACUACGCCAUCUCGAACCCUCAGCAGCGGCUGGAGGCGGAGACGGACGGUAAAACCACCUCUAUUGUGCUGCAGGAGCUGCUUCCCAUCACCACCUACCGGGUCUCGGUGAUCGCCGAGUACACGUCUGGCCCUGGAGAAGCCAUGGAAAUUGACGGCACCACUAAGGAAGCUACCGGUUCUCCGCGCAACCUGCGGGUGUUUGACGAGACCAUCUCCACCAUGCGCCUCUCCUGGGAGGCGGCACCGGGGAACGUGGUGCAGUACAGAGUGGCCUACAAGUCGGCCGAGGGCGGAGAGAGGCAGGAGGUGAGCGUGAACGGCGACACCACCACGGUCCAGCUGAAGAGCCUCGACCCGGCCACCGAGUACGAGCUGUUCGUGAGCGCGCAGUACGCCUCCGGACUCGGCGACCCCCUUCUGGGCAAAGGCACCACGCUGGAAGAACUUGGCUCCCCGACGGACCUGGUCACCAAAGACGUCACCGAGACCAGCUUCGCCGUGCUCUGGACGGCGGCCCCUGGCAACGUGCGCCGCUACCGGGUCACCUGGAAGUCCCUGUACUCUGACGAGGCGGGCGAGAAGAGCGUCCCCGGGGGCGUGACCACCACGGUGCUGGACGGACUGACGCCAGAGACCCGCUACAAGGUUUCCGUCUACGCAGCGUAUGGCCACGGAGAGGGGGAGCCUCUGGUGGGAGAGGAGACCACAGAUGUGUCCGCAGCUGCUAGAGCGCUGACCGUUACCGAGGAGACGGAGCGGACCAUGCGCGUCACGUGGAGGCCGGCCCCCGGCCCCGUCGUCAACUACCGGGUGACGUACAAGCCGCAGGUCGGGGGUCGGCAGCUGGCCACCAAGACGCCAGGGGGCAACGUCACGACCGUCCUGCGACGCCUGCAGCCUAUGACCACCUACGACAUCACAGUGAUUCCCGUCUACAAGCACGGAGAAGGAAAAGCAAGGCAAGGAGUAGGAACGACACUGUCACCGUACAAAGCUCCUAGAAACCUGCAGACAUCUGAACCCUCUAGGACGAGUUUCAGGGUGACUUGGGACCCCGCCCCCGGAGAAGUGAAAGGAUACAAAGUCACCUUCCAUCCCAUCGGUGAUGAUAUAGACCUUGGAGAGCUUCUUGUAGGACCCUUUGACAACACAGUUGUUCUGGAAGAACUGAGGGCUGGAACCAAAUACAGCGUAAAUGUCAUUGGCAUGUUCGAUGGAGGAAUGAGCAUGCCAUUGGCUGGAGAGGAGAAGACCACUCUGUCUGACGCACCUGAGAUACCGUUUUACACUCCAGAUGUGACUUGCAAGACCACUGCUCAGGCUGACAUCCUCCUGCUGGUGGAUGGCUCCUGGAGUAUCGGACGCCUGAACUUCAAAACGAUCCGUGCCUUCAUCGCCCGUAUGGUCGGCGUCUUUGACAUUAGCCCGGACCGCGUCCAGAUUGGUCUGGUUCAGUACAGUGGAGACCCAAAAACCGAGUGGCACUUGAACACACACAAGACCCGAGCUGAACUUCUGGAUGCUGUGGCCAACCUGCCAUACAAGGGAGGCAACACCCUGACAGGGCUGGCCUUGAACUACAUCCUCCAGAACAAUUUCAAAGCCAGCGUUGGAAUGCGUGAAGCAUCCCGUAAAAUUGGAGUGCUGGUCACUGACGGCAAGUCCCAGGACGACAUCAUUGUCAACUCUCAGAAUCUGCGUGAUCAGAACAUUGAGUUAUAUGCUAUUGGUGUGAAGAAUGCUGACGAGAAUGAGCUGCGGUCCAUCGCCUCUGAUCCUGAAGAGAUCCACAUGUACAAUGUCAAUGACUUCUCAUUCCUGCUGGACAUUGUCGAUGACCUUACCGUCAAUCUUUGCAACAGCGUGAAAGGUCCAGGAGGACUGGCGGGGCCUACUGACCUGGUGACCUCGGAGGUGACACACUACUCUUUCCGCGCCACCUGGACCGCCCCUGACGGCCCUGUGGAGAAGUACCGCGUCGAGUACAUGACCGUGGCCGGAACCCAAGCGCAGCAGGUGUUUGUGGACGGUGCGGUGACCACACUUGUUCUUGAGAACCUGGACCCACUGACCGAGUACGUGGUCAUGGUGUACGCCGUCGUCGGGGAGGAGAGCAGCGAACCCCUCAAGGGCACCGAGACCACUCUGCCUCUUAGCGCCGUGCGUAAGAUGACCGUCUACGACGAGCGCACCACCACCAUGAGGGUGAAGUGGGAGCCUGCCCCCGGUGCCACGGGCUACAUGCUGCUCUACAGUGCCCUGAACGCCACCCGACCAACGCGCGAGGCAGAGGUACGUCCGUCCCCGACUCCUACGGACAUCCAACUGAAGAAGCUGAUCCCCAACACGGCCUACACGCUGUCGGUCUUCGCCAUGCACGGCCAAGCAGCCAGCGACCCCCUGACAGAUACGGGUGUAACCCGCGGGGAUAGGUCAUUGCCCAUGCCGCCGGCCGGAGAGCUCCGGAUCACCGACGUCACCCACAGCUCCAUGCUCCUGGACUGGGACGCGGCGCCCGCACCCGUGCAAAAGUACAUCAUCAGCUACAAGCACGAGGACGCCGACGCCAAAGAGCUCGAGGUUGGAGGGGAUGUGACAACACGGGUUCUGGAUAACCUGAUCUCCCAGACGGAGUAUGAUGUUACGGUUACACCGGUGUACGACUCCAGAACUGGCAGUCCCAUGCAGAACCGAGCCGUCACAGAUGUUGUCCCUGCACCUAAAAACCUGCGCUUCUCGGAGGUGACCCAGACCAGCUUCAGGGCCCACUGGGAGCACGGAGCGCCUGAUGUUGCUCUCUACCGCAUCGGCUGGACGAAGAAGGGCGAGGCCAACUUCCAAUACGACAUCCUGAAUGCUGAGGACACCACCACAGUACUGGAGGGCCUGGAGCCGGACACGCCGUACGACGUGUCUGUGACGGCCAUCUACCCAGACGAGUCGGAGAGCGAGGACCUGAUGGGGACCCAGCCUACACUUCCCAAGAUUGUCAUCACUCCUGCCCCCACUGGACCUCCCACCAACCUGCUGGUGUUCAAUGAGACCACCACCACUAUGACCCUAAAAUGGGACCACGCCCCAGGCCGUGUUCAGAACUACAAGAUCACAUAUGUACCGGCUGCAGGCGGCAGAACUCAAAUGACUCAAAUUGGUGGCAAGAAGAACACAGUGAAUCUUCAGAAACUCACUCCGGAGACCACAUACUCCCUCACCGUGACGGCUGUUUACGGCACCGGAGAAGCCCUGGACUUAAAUGGCGAAGGCACCACAAAGCCUCUGGGUGGCGUGAGGAACCUCCAGGUCACAGACCCCACCACCAGCACUCUGAAGGUGACCUGGGAGGCGGCCGAGGGCAACGUCCGCCAGUACAAGCUCUACUACGCGCCUGCAGCAGGUGGCGUGGAGGAGACGGCUCAGGUGGGUGGGAACACCACCACCACAGUUCUGAAGAACCUCAUGUCCGACACCGUCUACACCGUCACCGUGGCGCCCGUGUACCCCCAGGGCGAGGGCAAGCGCAUGUCUGAGAACGGAAAGACACUGGAGCGCUACCCUCCCAGAAACCUGCAGGUUUACAACCCCACCACAAACACCCUGAAUGCGCGCUGGGAGCCGGCCUCUGGUGAGGUGCUGCAGUACCGCGUGGUCUAUGCCCCACUGAGAGGAGACCGUCCCUCCGAGUCGGUCCUGGUGCCAGGGAACGUCCAGACCACGCUGCUGGAGCAGCUCUCCCCGGACACGGCCUACUCGGUCGCCGUGGUGGCCCUCUACGCUGACGGGGAGGGCCCCUCCGUGACCGACGACGGCAAGACGCUGCCACGCAGUGGGCCCAGGAACCUCCGUGUGUACGAUCCCACCACCAGCAGCCUGACGGUCAGCUGGGAGCACGCCGAGGGCCCCGUGCAGCAGUACCGCAUUGGCUACGCCCCCACCACCGGCGAUCCCAUCGAGGAAUUCACAACUGUACCUGGGAAUCAGAACAGCGUAAUCCUGCCCAACCUUCAGCCUGACACCCCUUACAAGAUCAACGUGGUUGCCAUCUACCCAGAUGGACCUGGAGGAGAGCUGGCCGGCGACGGUCACACAUUGGGUUUGCUGGCGCCCCGAAACCUGCGUGUGUCGGAUGAGUGGUACACCCGCUUCAGGGUGUCCUGGGACGCCGCCCCUGCCAAGGUUAAUGGAUACAAACUGGUCUAUCAGCCAGAAGGAACUGAUGAAGUUAUAGAGACCAACGUGGGAGAUGUGACCACCCACCACCUGCACAACCUGAAGCCAGGCACCACUUACGAUCUGAAGCUGUACGCUCAGUACGACGCCGGCCUGAGCGGAGUUCUGCCCGGCCAAGGAACCACUCUUUAUCUGAACGUGACUGACCUGACGACAUACAACGUUGGUUACGACUCCUACUGCGUCAAAUGGACGCCUCACAGAGCUGCCACCUCUUACCGCCUCAAAGUCAACCCAUUCGACCCUGCAAACCGCGGCGCCCAGGAGGUGACCAUCACGGCAGCGGAGAGCCAGUACUGUUUCGACGGGCUGACGCCGGACGCUCUGUACAACACCACCGUCUUCACCCAGACGCCCAGCCUGGAGGGCCCUGGAGUCAGCGUCAAGGAGAGAACUCUGGUUAAGCCUACAGAGGCACCAACUGAGCCUCCGACUGUCCCACCACCACCCACCAUCCCUGGAGCCCUGGAGGUCUGCAAAGGUGCCAAAGCUGACCUGGUCUUCCUCAUCGACGGCUCUUGGAGUAUUGGCGACGAGAGUUUCGUUAAAGUCAUCCAGUUUGUCUUCAGCAUGAUCGGCUCCUUUGAUGUCAUCAACAAUAACGGCAUGCAGGUGUCCUUCGUGCAGUACAGUGACGAGGCCAAGACCGAAUUCAAGCUGAACACGUACCAGGACAAAGGGAAGGCCUUGGCUGCUCUUCAGCUGGUUCGCUACAGAGGAGGCAAUACCAAAACAGGUGCUGCUCUGAAGUACGUUGGCGAGAAGGUCUUCACCUCCGACAGCGGCAUGAGGAGGAACGUGCCCAAGGUCCUGGUGGUGGUGACGGACGGACGUGCUCAAGAUGACGUGAAAAAGAGCGCCAUGAAACUCCAGACCUCUGGUUACAGCGUGUUUGUCAUCGGAGUUGCAGAUGUGGAUGUUGUAGAAUUGAGAAACAUUGGAAGCAAGCCAAGUGACAGACAUGUCUUUGUGGUUGAUGACUUUGAUGCUUUCACAAAGAUCCAGGACAAUCUCAUCACCUUUAUCUGCGAAACUGCAACAUCAACUUGCCCGUUGAUUUACCUGGAUGGCUUCACAACACCUGGUUUCAGAAUGCUGGAGGCCUUCAACGUAACUGAUAAGACAUUCGCUGCCACGAACGGGAUUUCCAUGGAGCCCGGCACGUUCAACAGCUUCAUCACCUACAGACUUCACAAGGAUGCAUUCAUCUCCGGGCCUACAAAGGAGAUUCACCCAGACGGACUGCCACCAUCGUUCACCAUCAUCAUGCUCCUCCGUCUCCUGCCCGACACCCCGACUCAAGCGUUUGACGUAUGGCAGCUGGCAGAUGGAAACAACAACCCUGAAGUCGGACUCACCCUGAACCCAUCCAGCAAGGUGCUCUCGUUUUACAACAAGGACACCAGAGGUCAGCUCCAGACAGUUUCAUUUGAUAGUGACCCCGUGAAGAAGAUCUUCCAUGGGAGCUUCCACAAGCUCCAUGUCACAGUCACCCCGAAGAGUGUUAAGCUGAACGUGGACUGUCAGGAGGUUGCCGAAAAAGAAAUCAAGGAGGCAAAGAAUGUCUCCACAGAUGGCUACGAGGUGCUCGGCAGGAUGAAGUCUGGUGGUGGCGGCAAGAGGGAGUCUGCAACAUUCCAGCUCCAGAUGUUUGAUAUUGUCUGCAGCUUGGGUUGGACCACCAGAGACAGAUGUUGUGACCUGCCAGCUAUGAGAGAUGAGGCUAAAUGUCCGGCUCUGCCCCACUCCUGCACUUGUGCACAGGAUAGCAUUGGUCCUCAGGGGCCCUCCGGCCCUCAGGGAGCCCCCGGUACCAAAGGCCCGCGAGGAGACCGAGGCGAGUCUGGCCCUCCGGGUCCUGUCGGUCCACGAGGAGAGCAAGGACUGCUCGGUCCAAUGGGGCCUCCUGGCCCACAAGGACCCACCGGACUGUCCCUGCCAGGAGAGCCCGGUCGUCCCGGACCAAAAGGAGAUGCUGGUGAUGCUGGAAUCAUGGGACGUCAGGGUAUUCCUGGGCCUACUGGUCCGACUGGUCCUCCUGGGCCUGGUGGAGCAAGGGGACAAGCCGGCCCCGAGGGCCCAUCCGGACCCAGAGGCUCUCCUGGACCAAUGGGAAGCCCGGGAUCACCCGGAAUGCCGGGGGCGCAAGGAAAUACAGGAAAACUAGGAGAACCAGGACUUCCUGGCCCGCUGGGUGGGAAAGGAGAGAAGGGAGAGAAAGGAGACACCGCAUCCCAAAACAUGAUGCGCAACGUCGCCAGACAAGUGUGUGAGCAACUGGUCAACCGACAAAUGAGCAGAAUCGACAUGAUGCUGAACCAGAUCCCGAGCGGUUACCGUAGCAGCGUGGCCGGUCCUCCCGGACCUCCCGGACCGACCGGCAACCAGGGUGCACGCGGAGAGCCGGGCCAGGGUGGGCGCAGCGGUUUCCCUGGAAACCCCGGUUUACCAGGACCACAGGGCGAGAGAGGAAUGCCCGGAGAGAAGGGUGAGAGAGGAAGUUCAGGAGUCGGACAGCGAGGACAGAGAGGACCAGCUGGUUCACCUGGACCACAAGGCCUAUCGCAGACCGGCCCCCCUGGUCCUCCUGGCUCAUCUGGGGAACGUGGUCAGUCUGGUCGGCAAGGAUCCCCAGGAGUUAGAGGACCCCCGGGACCCCCAGGGUACUGUGAUUCUUCCCAGUGUGUCGGUAUUCCUUACAACGGACAAGGGUACCAGGACGGCUACCAGCCUGCGCCCAACAACCGUGUAGCCUCCGUACCAGAGGGGGCGACGGACGAUACAGAAAUACAGUCUCCCGGUUAUUUACAAAACCAGCGCGGAAAGAGAUCUCUAUCAAGAGAGGAAACCGAGAGGAUAUAGAAUCGUAAUCAGCCAAGAAGACUGUUUUCUCUGAAUCUUGGAAGUUGUUUAAAAUUCUGGUUGUUUUCAAAAGAUCAUGUGGAUAGAUGUAUAGUAAAGAGUCACAGCACUAUAAAACAUGAGAUUCAGUAACAAAAGCUUGUCAUUCUCCUCACAUUUCUUACUUUUAUCAUAACUUCAUCCAAAAGCCCUAUGUGUGUGUGCCAAAUGUCCUGUCAAGUGUUGCUGCCUCUAACAUGUCUUCAUCUGUGAUCAUUUAAGGCCAUAGUUAAAUGCACUAAGGAUGUUAACAUCAAACUUCACCUGUUUGUGUGAAACUAACCACUAGUCUCCACGUGUCCAUUUGAUAAAUCGUAUUUUGAAAUGCGGAAGUGUUCUCAUCCAUUGUUUUUGUUGUCCAUUUUAAGUAAAGAGGGUUGUCGGUUCAUGUUCACCUGCAGUUCAUUGUCUACAAAACGUGGCUUUAUUUCAUUCUUUCUGUCAAAAUAUUAUUUACCCGUUUUAUUAUACCAACUCACAGCAGACUCUUACCAAUGGGGGAAUUGCAUGUCUGUGUUGUAUAUUUAGUAAGGAUUCUUUUUUUUUUUAAACCAGAAUAUAGUUUUUUUUAUAUAUCAAUACCAAUGCAGUUGAAAGUUGUGUGCAGGACUAUAGACAUAGGAUUGCUUCAGUUGUUUUAACUGCAUAUUGUGAAUUCCACAGCCUUAUUUUUCUUAUUUAUUUCUGGACCACAGGAGGCAUUUUUCAAUAAAACUACUGAAAAUUG